AUGGGAAAUACCCAAGCCAAACAUAAUCUUUGGGUCGCUAUAAGUGCAAAUGAUCCUUUAGCAGUUCGAGACUUACUUCUUUUUUAUAGAUAUUUAUAUAAAAAAUUCCUAUUUUUUAAUUAAAAAAUUAUUAAAAAAUAAAUUCUAUAAAAUUUAGUUCAAAAGUAUCCAUUUCUCUUAAACGAGCCAAUUUCUGAUGAUGGCAAAACAAAUGCAGUUACAAGAGCUGCGUAUCUAAAUAGACCUCACAUAUUAGCAGAAUUAGUAUCUCUAGGUGUAGACUUAAAUAGCACCACAUCUACCAAAAUUUCAGCCUUAAUGUGGGCAGCUACCAAAGGGCACUUAGAUUCUCUCAAAUUUCUGCUUGAAUAUGGAACUGAUCCUACACAAACUGACCCUCAUGGACUUAAUGCCCUAGAUUUUGCCGUUUUAUAUGGCAGAUAUAAUGCUGCUUAUUUUCUUUACUCCAAAGGAAUAAGGUGUAAUAAAACAGCUGAGGAUUUCCAGCAGCUUAAAGAAGAGCUGCAGACCCUUUGGGUAGACUAUUCAGGACUUAUGGUAUCAUUAACCUGCAAUAUCCCGCCAGAGGUCGCUCCACCUUUUACAGUGCCUCCACCUAAGAAAGAGCCAGUAUUUAUUGACCCUGUAUCAGAUCCUAAUGAGACGUGAAAAAACUGGGCUAAGAGAAUAAUUGACUUUGAGGAGCCGCCAUUGGUAGAAAGAAAUUCUUUACCUUAUGAGCUGCAGCCUCAGAAUAUAGGAUUUCCCCUAGAUAGCCCUUACAGGGCUGCGGAUUCUGUCGGAAUCCUUUGAUUGGUGGAACCAACUCAGUACACUAAUCGGACCAAUUCACUUGUUGGUUCCACCAACCAAAGGAUUCCGGACCCUGCAAGGGCUAUCUAGGGGAAGUCCUUAUACCAAGAUUGGGAGACUUAAAAUAUUAUUGAGGAUGGAAACUGACAAGCCUGAAGGAAUUGAGAAUGAAUUUUCUGAGAUUUCAGAAAGCAGGAUAUCAAGCGCAGAUAGUGAAGCAAGAAAAGACUUAAAAAUGGUAUAA
Blepharisma stoltei is the source of this 1057-nucleotide messenger RNA. NCBI's taxonomy places the organism in Eukaryota, Ciliophora, Heterotrichea, Heterotrichida, Blepharismidae. The record is from the annotation of a GenBank genome assembly.